CGGAGCGGUGCCCCCAGAUCCUGAGCAGAGACCCGGUCCCACCCGGAGCGGUGCCCCCAGAUCCGGAGCAGAGACCCGGUCCCAUCCGGAGCAGAGCCCUCUUCCCCCCUAGAGCUGAGCCCCCAGACCUUACGGUCAUGCCCGGCAAAGAACCAGACCCAGAGCUGGCCCAGGCGACCCCAGCAGCCGAACCGGCCGAAACCCGGGCAGCAGAAGCGGCUCCCGCCUCGCCAGCAGGGGGCGCCCUGUCGCCUGAGCCCCAGCCCCCGGCCAGUGCUCCGGAGCGCGGGGAGGCUAAAGCAGAGCCACCCAGCUGCCCGUUGCACCUGGCAGUGGAGGACGUGAAUGAUAACUCGGUGUCCCUGACAUGGAAAGCCCCAGAGCAGGCAGGCUCCACUGGCCUGGAUGGAUACCUGGUGGAGUGCUGCAGAGAUGGAACUGAAGACUGGGUAGCUGCUAACAAAGAACUCUUUCUUUCUACCUGGUUCACGAUCCGCAACCUGACAUCCGGAGAUAGACUUCAGAUUCGCGUGAAGGCAGUGAAUGCUGGGGGCAUGAGUGUUCCAGCUGUCCUGGAACAGCCUGUUGUCAUCAGAGAGAUACUUGAGCACCCGAAGAUCCGAGUGCCGCGCCACCUGCGGCAGACGUACAUCCGGCCCGUUGGGGAGGCGGUGAACCUGUUAAUUCCUUUCCAGGGAAAGCCGAGGCCCCAGGUGAGCUGGAGCAAAGCCGGCCAGCCUCUGGAUCCCAAGAGGGUGACCGUGCGCAAUGGUGACAGGGACACCAUUUUCUUCAUUCGCAAGGCAGAGCGCAGUGACUCUGGCCAGUACCAGCUGAGCGUCAAGAUAGACAGGCUGGAGGACAAAGCUACCAUUGACAUCCGCGUGAUCGAGCAGCCGGGCCCUCCAGAGAACCUGAAGCUGGUUGACGUGUGGGGGUUUAACGUGGCGCUAGAGUGGAGCCCGCCGAAGGACAACGGGAACGCAGCCCUCAAAGGGUACACGGUCCAGAAAUCGGACAGGAAGAGUGGGCAAUGGUUCACCGUGGUGGAGCGCUGCCCCCGGCUCAGCUGCACUGUCUCGGACCUCAUCAUCGGCAACAGCUACUCCUUCCGGGUGUUCUCGGAGAACGCCUGCGGGCACAGCGCCAUGGCGGCUGUCACCACGGAGCUGGCCCACAUCCCGAAACCAGAAAUUGUUUACCAGCCCGAGAAAUACUUGGGCCGGGACUUCUCCGAAGCUCCCAAAUUCACCCAGCCCUUGGCGGACAGGUCCACCACCAGAGGCUACAACACCCAGCUCUUCUGCUGCGUCCGUGCCUUCCCCAAGCCCAAAAUCAUCUGGCUGAAAAACCAGAUGGAGAUUCGGGAAGACCCCAAGUACAUUGCAGUGAUCAAUGAGGGGGUUUGCUCGCUGGAAAUCCGGAAACCUAGCCCAUUCGACGGAGGGAUCUAUACCUGCAAAGCGGUCAAUCCCCUCGGGGAAGCCUCGGUGGACUGUAGGCUUGAUGUGAAAGAGUACCCCAGUGAGGGCCGUGUGGCGGGUCUGAGGAAGGACAAGGUAGGUUGGCGUCUAGAUGGGGCUAUAAUCAGGCCAGUUGGGGCAGGGGCAUCCGGCCCCAAGGACCCAAACACGGUUGCUACAUUUUAGGUUGUGUGAUCAGUACCAUCCCCGCUUGCCCCCUGUGGACCGCCUGCUGGUGGAGAGAGGGCUGUUUGCGCGAUAGGGCAUAUUCUGGCCAGUGCAGCAUGGUGGGGAUGGGGAGCAGAGACCCGGGCCUUGCUCUCACUGUGUGAGUCUGGUGACAAGCCAAGCCCUGUGAGAGAAGUCGUUCCCAAUCCUGGGGCCGUGCUGGGUGGGGG
Messenger RNA from Dermochelys coriacea (leatherback sea turtle), 1861 nucleotides. It is a transcript of the gene MYBPH, whose product is annotated as myosin binding protein H. The record is from RefSeq and is a predicted model, not a curated record. Bases 138 to 1649 code for a protein of 503 amino acids. The transcript has 11 exons. NCBI's taxonomy places the organism in Eukaryota, Metazoa, Chordata, Testudines, Dermochelyidae. Gene Ontology annotation, molecular function: protein binding.